Molecule: messenger RNA, 1056 nt
Organism: Parnassius apollo (apollo)
Lineage: Eukaryota; Metazoa; Arthropoda; Insecta; Lepidoptera; Papilionidae
Source: the annotation of a GenBank genome assembly
AUGAUGGAAUACGGAAGAACGCGCAAAGGGCCGCUGCCUGGAGGUCGCCAGGGCGCGUCUGGAGCUGGCGCUGGACGCGGCAGCAUGCGAACCGCCAGCCGAGCGCGAGGUGCUGCACGACCACCCAGCAGCCCCUCGCAUCCAUCAUCCCCACCAGCUGGCUUGGUGUCGGCAGGGUCUUCGCGGGCCCAGCAAUUGGCACCCGCCUCUGGUGGAGUACGCCGCAUGCGUUGGACAACCCAGAUGAACAGCAACGCAUUGCGGGCGUAUUUUGGGGCGAAAGGGGGAGAAACUGGAUGUUUGGCGUAUCGGGCUAGGAUGCAUCGUCUUUUUGCUGAGCUGGAGCCAUCUUUAACCGUCACAGAGCAAAACCUGGCAGACCGAGUUCGGUAUAUCUUGCGCUCAAAUAUAUUUGAUGUCGCCGAACUCGAACGGCUACGACGUGAGGCUGUUCCCUCGUCGGAUGAGAAUGCUACGGCUGAGGAUGCGGCGCCACAAAUGGUAGAGCAACCCGCAAACGUGGAUGCCGCUGUGAAUACCCCAGUUGUGGUUGAUUCAAACGAUGAUGGAACAGUCGCCCAGGAACUGGAAUUAGAGCAUAUGAGGAGUACAUUGGAAGAGGCGAUUGUGGAAACGCGCAGUACGCCUCUCGAAAAUCGACCGCGACUUCCCCGCAUAGCCCUAAGCAAGCGGAAUCGGGCUGUCGUGAGGGCUCUGAACCCAAUGCUGGUGACCUAUUUGGAAGCCAGCCGGGACCUUUGCGAGACGGACUCAAUUCUUUUUGGCGCCGCGCUGGCAGUCUGCCGUAUCGUAAGCGCCAAGGUUUCCACGGCUGGACGCGCUACUGGCCAUAGUAGCGCUAUCCCAGCAUGGAGAAGAAGAAUUGAGGAACGUAUCGCAAAGGCUAGAGCUCUCAUCGGCAGACUGAUAUGCUUCAGAUCAGGCAACAACAGGCCAAGAAUUGUGCGCACCGUCAGGAUGGCGUUUGCUGGGACAAAUGUCAGUUUGUCCCAGCCGGAUAUAACGCAAAAAAUGACGGAGCGCAUAAUGAUCUGA